This is a messenger RNA of Melanotaenia boesemani (Boeseman's rainbowfish), 3491 nucleotides long. RefSeq names its product proline dehydrogenase (oxidase) 1a (gene prodha). Gene Ontology annotation, molecular function: proline dehydrogenase activity; FAD binding. The coding region runs from base 171 to 2042 and encodes 623 amino acids. The record is from RefSeq and is a predicted model, not a curated record. Gene Ontology annotation, cellular component: mitochondrion. The transcript has 14 exons. Lineage: Eukaryota; Metazoa; Chordata; Actinopteri; Atheriniformes; Melanotaeniidae.
GAGAAGAAACCCGCCGUGAAUCGCGCGUGCUGUGACACGUGAGAAGCCUCGCCCAUCGAAUCGAGGUGACGUCCAGAUAUUUCAGAGAGCGCGCUCGUUGUACAACGGCACAGUUAAAAGAAGAGAUCCGUCGGAAUUUGUAGACACUGUUUGGGUUUAGAGCGCUAACGAUGUCGUACACAAAGUUUGCAGCAUCUCUUAUACGGGCAAACCCGGCCAGUAUCAGUAAACUACGCAUCUCUCCAGCAAGAUGUCGGUCCACUGUCGCAUCCCCCAAGAGCCAGGAAGAGAAAGAGCAAGAUGUGGACACGUGCGCCAUGGUGGAUGCUGUGCCGGUUGAACUAAUCAGCCAGACCAAAAGUACUAGAAAACCGCAGUUGAAUAAAAUUAAUAUCGACUUCGACAACACACAGGAAGCCUACAAAAGCAAAAGUAACAUCGAGCUGCUCAGAAGUCUGCUCGUCUUCAAGCUUUGUACAAUUGACAUCCUCGUUGAAAAAAACAAAGAGUUGGUGGACAUGAGCAGGAAGCUGCUUGGUCAGCGCUUGUUUGAGAAGCUGAUGAAGAUGACCUUCUAUGGUCAGUUUGUGGCAGGUGAAGACCACAAUUCCAUCAAACCUUUAAUUCAGAAGAACCAGGCGUUUGGUGUGGGGGCAGUUUUGGACUACAGUGUGGAGGAAGACUUGACACAAGAGGAGGCAGAGAAAAAGGAAAUGGAUUCCUGUGUUUCUGAGGCAGAGAAAGAAAGUCCAGGGACUGACCAUCGUGAGAAGAAGUACAAGGCCCAUCGUCAGUUUGGGGACAGACGUGGGGGAGUCAUCAGUGCUCGCACCUACUUCUAUGCUGAUGAAGCCAAAUGCGACAACCAAAUGGAGACGUUUAUAAACUGCAUUAAAGCCUCUGGUGGAGCGUCCACUGAUGGAUUUUCUGCCAUUAAAAUGACUGCACUGGGACGCCCGCAGUUCCUUCUCCAGUUUUCAGAGGUUCUGGUUAAAUGGAGACGGUUUUUUAACUUCCUCGCAGCACAACAGGGAAAAUCUGACAUGACGGUUUUGGAACAAAAACUGGAACUGGAGCAGCUCAAGGAAAGUUUGGCUCAGCUGGGUGUUGGAGGCAAAGACGACAUUGAGAACUGGUUUACCGGAGAGAAGCUGGGUUUAUCAGGAACAAUAGAUCUGCUGGACUGGAACAGCUUGAUAAAUGAUACAACAAAAAUCUCCAAUCUGCUUAUGGUGCCAAAUCUUGAGACAGGUCAGCUGGAACCUUUGCUAAACAAAUUUACAGCAGAGGAAGAGAGACAGAUGAAGAGAAUGCUGCAGAGAGUGGACAUUCUGGCUAAGCAUGCUCUAGAGAACGGGGUAAGGUUGAUGGUGGAUGCCGAGCAGACAUACUUUCAACCAGCUAUCAGUCGACUGACCCUGGAGAUGCAGAGGAAAUUCAAUACAGAAAAACCAGUGAUUUUCAACACUUACCAGUGUUACCUCAAGGAAGCAUAUGACAACGUAACUGUGGAUGUUGAGCUGUCUCGAAGGGAAGGCUGGUACUUUGGAGCCAAACUUGUCCGUGGAGCUUAUAUGUACCAAGAGAGAGCCAGGGCUCAGGAAAUUGGCUAUGAAGAUCCAAUAAACCCAGACUAUGAAGCUACUAACAAGAUGUACCACAAAUGUUUGGAGUAUGUGCUGGAGGAAAUUGAACACAGCAGGACAGCAAAUGUCAUGGUUGCAUCUCACAACGAGGACACAGUAAAGUUCACUCUGGAGAAGAUGAAUAGAAUGGGUCUGUCUCCCACUGAGAAUAAGGUUUAUUUUGGACAGCUCCUCGGCAUGUGUGACCAGAUCAGCUUCCCACUAGGUCAAGCAGGUUUUCCAGUUUACAAGUAUGUUCCAUAUGGCCCUGUCAAUGAGGUGAUUCCAUAUCUGUCCCGCCGGGCACAAGAAAACCGUGGCUUCAUGAAGGGAUCCCAGAGAGAGCGCAGCUUGCUGCGGAAGGAGCUGAGACGAAGGCUGUUGGGUGGUCAGAUUUUCUACACGCCGGUCUACUGAGUGGCAGGGCCACGACAUAAGGACUGUAAUAUGUACCUAACCAUUCCACCAUAUCUAGUGCACCACUAUCUGCUAGCUGCUCUUUGUAGUGGAGGGUUGGUGUCUUGUAUUGAGGUUGCAGAGCUGCACUAUUUGCAAGAAAUGUAUUUAUGUUUUACUGACUGGCAUUUCAGGUGUAUGCUGCUUAUUGAAAGAUUUGUUUUGUUUUUAGAUGCUAUUGUAAUAAAGAGGUUUUAAAGCACUUUUAGACGACAUUACAGCAGUACAUGCACUUCUGCAAUAAGAGGUGAAUGAUAUAAUUUAGCUGUGUCUGAAUCUGUUUGUUUUAACAUACAAAAAUUGGGGCCUUUUUUUUUAAAUUAAAUUUACUAUUUAUGUCUCCAAAUCAUUGCUGGUUGUAGAAGAAGUGUGAAAGAAGAGAACAGUGUGUGUUUAAUGGCCAAAUGUGAUUUUGUUGUACGUAAAAGAUAUUUUGAUGUGUGAUUAUUCCAUUGACAUUCUUUGUAUGAUUUUUCAGAGUGAACUCUAGUGCCUUGAAAUUCUUUGACAGGAAUACCUGGAAACAAUCGACUACUUUAUUACCAGGUUGUUUUUUUGACUGUACACCACUCCAAGGGGCUCACAAUGUUUUAAUUAACAUGUUAAUUGUUGAUAUGCUGCAUGGUUGUGUUUGCUAGACAUUGUGCAUAAUAAUGAAACUGACAGUGGUUUAGGUUUUUUAGAUUUCUAAGCAUUUUUAUUUGUGUUUCUGGUUUUAAUCUAUGAUCUGUUCCAGUCAACAGUAAAUCCUGCAGGACUUUCUGAUUUCUCAAAGAGCAGAUGAAAUGGAAACUACUGUGCAUUGGAUAUUUACACACACACUAUGAUCAUUUCAGUGAUUAUUUAAAUCUCACUGCUUCAGUUGUUUACAAAUGCCUGAUGGUCCUAACAGAUUUCUAUGAAAUGAAAACUAUCUUAUAUUCAUCAAACUCAGAUUCAAUACCGGAAAAUAGGAACUUGUUCUAAAAUGUUCUGAAAACAUGGUGUGGUUUCUCCCAUCCUUUUCUUGGAAACUUCACCCAAUUUUUCCAAGAAACACCUGCGCCGCUGCAUAAUCUACCCAGUAUGUGAAACUAAAACCUCUUUGUUAGAUUCUUUUGUUUGUUUUUGGUUGUUGUCUUCUGAAAUGCUGUAACUGGUUGAAUCGUAAAAUGUAUUAAAAGUAAAUCCACUCCAAAAAUUGUAAAAUGCUUUUAACCUUAUUAACUGAUGUUUGAUUUCAACACACUCUGAGAAAUUAUAGUGCUCGAGUGAUAGAAAAGCAGUGUAGAGGUUAAAUUAUGUGGUACUAACAUUAGAAAGUUAGACAUUUAAUUCGGUUCUUGUUCGAGGUUUAAUUACAUUUAUACUGCAGCAACAGAUUACAGGAAUAGUUCAUUUAUUGUGGCUUUUGUCCAUAAAGGUUUUUGU